AACGAAAGGCUAUCCCCGGGUUUAGUGGAGCUUCUAUAACCGAUGGAGAUGGCAUUCGGAUGGCAUUAAGGCUUAACACUUGAAUACGUUUCUGCAUCACCUCAUUCGAGUUUUUUCCUCAGUUGUCAAAUCAGUGGACAACUGUUUGACAGUGUAUUAGUGCACACAUCGGACUAGGCAUAUACACAGCCUAUUGGUUACUAAGCCAUCCAACUCUGCACGGCGCGGAUCUACUUCCUACGUAACACUCACACGAACGUUUGGCAACAUUCUGUCAAAAUUGUGUUUUCUGGCAAAUAAGUCAGCGAUUUCACACUUGCAAGGACCUUCUUAAGAUUCGUGGACAAGUGUGCAGUGACCCUUGAAGGAAGACGUCUGUGUCCUUCUCAAGACCCUUCUAGUGUGGCCAACCUCCGGAGACUGCAUGGACGCCCGGUAAACCACUACUACACGACUUUGGAUUUAUCUUCUCGCGAACAAGUGUUUGUUGGAGCAGACGACAAAACUGACAAGCAAACUGGAUAGCUCACAGUUUGAGGACGCCAUGCCUGCGAAAGAAGAAGACACGAGCCCUAAUAGCACCAACCACAGUGAUGCUGGGAGCACCGGCAGUGGAAGCAAUGCUAAGAAACAUACACGUAAACGAGGCCACAGUGGAGUGAACCAAUUGGGCGGCGUGUUUGUUAAUGGUAGACCAUUGCCAGACUCAACAAGGCAGAGAAUCGUCGAACUUGCCCAUAGUGGCGCCAGGCCUUGUGACAUAUCUAGAAUUUUGCAAGUAUCGAACGGUUGUGUGAGCAAAAUUUUGGGCCGUUACUACGAGACCGGCUCCAUCCGGCCACGGGCCAUUGGUGGCAGCAAACCAAGAGUGGCUACAAAUGACGUUGUUUCAAAAAUUGCGCAGUUUAAACGCGAGUGCCCGUCUAUAUUUGCUUGGGAAAUCAGAGAUCGGCUGCUGUCUGAAGCUGUGUGCAAUCAAGAUAAUAUUCCAAGUGUAUCUUCAAUCAAUCGUGUCCUACGGACACUGGCCAGUGAGAACCAGAAAGUUAUGGGCCAGAGUUCCAUGUAUGAUAAACUUGGUCUUCUGAACGGUCAGGGCUGGCCUCGGCCAAACCCUUGGUAUACACCUACAGUUUCCAUGCACGGGGGCCUCGGCGCUCCCUCCGCCUACCCCCCUCCUCAAACAACCUCCCCAAUGGCAUCUGAGAAGAAAAGUAAGUACGACAGCAGCGCAGGUUCCACGGGUAGUCCCAGUGAUGGUCAGACCGGCGAAAAUGAUGAACAGAUGCGCAUGAGAUUGAAGAGAAAGCUACAGCGAAAUAGAACUUCAUUUACUGCUGCCCAGAUUGAAUCGCUUGAGAAAGAAUUUGAAAGAACGCAUUAUCCUGAUGUGUUUGCACGGGAGCGUUUAGCACAGAAAAUCGAUCUCCCGGAAGCACGCAUACAGGUGUGGUUCUCAAAUCGUCGGGCGAAAUGGCGUCGCGAGGAGAAACUCCGUAACCAACGUCGCGAAGUCGCCAACGGCGCCACACGCCUCCCCAUCAACAGUAGUUUCACCAACAGCAUGUAUCCAUCUAUACACCAACCCAUCGCCUCGAUGACAGAUAAUUAUAGUUCUAUCCCCUCUGUGCCGAGUUAUUCCCUGUCGAACAACCUUCCGACGAACCCAGCCUGUCUCCAGUCAUCCAGCUCUUCCUCCUAUUCAUGCAUGAUACCAGAUUACACCCCCCGAAGUUACGACCCCCUUGCGUUAACCAACUAUUCCCGCCAGGCAUGUAACCCAGGAUCAUCCAUGCAGUCUCACAUGAACCACAGCGCCCACAAUGGAGCGUCCACAGGUCUCAUCUCGCCUGGGGUUUCAGUUCCUAUCCAGGUUCCGGGAGGAAAUCAUCAAGACAUGGGCGCGCAUCACAUGUCCUCAAUGACGUCACAAUACUGGCCAAGGAUCCAAUGACCAGCUUGACCUCAAAAUGUUUCAAAAUAACUUGAUGUGAUGUCACGUGAAGCAGUCACGUGCUCUUCCACUAUUGCAAGAAUCAUAUGAGUUCGUCUGUUACGUGGCUAGCAGACUGAAUACAGCAUAAUAUCGGAUUAAAAUGCUUUGACCCAAGGUCGAGGUCGUAUUCUUACGGAUGAUCAACGUGGAGCAGCUAAACCAAACUUGAUCGGAAGGCACCCAACUCGUGAGGCAUUUCCCCAUCACCUUCCGCCAUAGCAUUACCAUUCUGCAAGAAAUGGAUUCAUAGCAUAAUAAUACAGCCUCGGCUACUGCCAGUACUGCACAUGCGCACGAUGCUCAAAGACUGUCAUAUGAAAGCCAUGCUUAUGACAAUAUAUAACAUUUAUCUGCAUAAUGUAUGUUACAAUGCCGGCGACCAGUCCGGUUCGAAGGAUGACCAAGGAACGAACCAUUGAGGUGUCGGUAGUUUUAUUUAUGACUCCGUAUUGACUGUGAGUGUGUGAUGAUGUUUUACGACACACAGACAUUUCCACAUUGGCACGGCCAGUUUCGUUGUGAAAGUGCUAACGCUUAUAUCGUCAGUGGUCGCUAAAGCAAAAUAUUUCUUAUGUGUAAGAAAAAAAGGUCUCAGGGCUUUUGACAUUGAUCAAAAUGACUGUAGAAUCUCACGUUUACGAAUGAGAUUACCGUAGUGUAUCGUGUAUCCGCGUGUCCACUGCAUUACCUAUCCAUAGAGACAGUGGAAAUGUAUAGACUCAUCGAGAUGGGCAGGACAUUGCUCAGAACAGAAGUCAUGUGACAUCGUCAUUACGUCAUUGGUGACGUCAUACUUCCAACUAGUGUUGUAUUGUGUUACAGACUGAGUGUGUACGCACACGAAGAGUUUGUGUGAGAUUUGUGUGGACUUACGAGCGUGUUCUCAAAACAGUGGCCCCGUAGCAUAUAGAAUGAUCCAACCCCCCUGUUUAUACCUCACUCACCCAGCAUGGCCUACAAUGGGCAGAAAUCUCAGUGGCGCUCAGCGCAUGGUUAUGUAUUACCCAAUCUCUCACGAUGUCAAUUCCAAAUUAGUUCAAAUGUAUCCAUAUUUAUAUCACGCCGUUAUGUCAUAAUGUAAAUUUUUAUUGUUUCAAGCUUUCAUCUGUUAUAUGGUAAAGAAAGAAGUCAAAUUAUGUAAACUAUCGGUCUAACCAAAGUUUGCCAAUAUCUUGCACCUUCAAAUAAUAAUUGUUUUGUAUCUAAAGAAAUAUAAAAACUGAUUUAGUAACGAAACGAAACGAAUCCAUGUAAAAUAUUAUCGACAAUGGUUAUGUACUCAGAACUAACAAUGAAGGAAUGUAUUCACCUAUAUGUCUCUCAUGCUGUCAGUAGUCCCAGGUUAGAGAAGGUUAACUUCUAAUCACGUUCACAUUACAACUCAGACGAUUCAUAAGUCCUUAUUUGCAGAGACAAUUAUCAGUAUCAAGUGCUACAGUAUUUGAGAUCCAAAAACUGCGAUUGACAUUCUUUAUGUGCAAUACUGAGGAUGUUCUUCAAAUUAGUCAUUUACCUAUGUGACCUUUUCGAGGAAUCUUUUAAAAAUACUCAUUCAUCCUAUCAACGGUCACUUCAAAACAUAUUUUCGCUGCAUUGACAAGAACACUAAGGUAGAUUUAUUUAUUUCUCAAGCAUAUAGAUGGAUUGUGUACGAUAAAUACACAGUUACAAUCAAAAUGAUAAACUAAUGGAUAAAUAUAGCUAAUUUUAAUGUAUGAUAUGUAUGUUCAGCGGACAUUUUAUACGUGCAAUGAAGUAGACUUUUAAUUAUUGUUAUGUAACAAAUAUUUGUUUGAUAUACCACGUAGUAUUAUCGUUAGUCACGAUAGUUUACCAGGCCGGAUAGGAUAUUUCAUAUAAUCAACACAUCCUUUAAUUUCAUGAAUAUUUCUCACUUCAGCACUAAGUUAUUUUAAAUUUAAAUGAAAAGAAACUAUACAUACAUCGGCCAAAGUUUAGAAACUGGUAAUGGAGAAGAAACAAAUAUAUAACUUGUUGUCAUAUACUUAUAUAAAACAGUGUGCCCUAUUUCUUCCUCUGUAGACUAUAUUGACGUCGAUAUAACUGCGAAAAAUCACGAAAGUUAUACAGUGUGUAUCUUUGUUCUGUCAUAUUUAUGGGGCACUGUGAUUUAGAAUCACACGGAACAACACAAAUUUAUUAUAAGAUAUCGACAAAAAUCAAAGAUGUCAGGUAUCGAUCUUAGGCCGAUGUAUGCUCUAGGUCUGAUGUUUUAUCGACUAGUAUAGUCUCACUCGACCCCCUGUGUAGCAAAGAAACUCGGUGUAAUUGUCUCCCCUGUCUUUUCUAUAUUUUUAACAUUGCCUGUACGAAGCAUGUACCCUACCCAGUAAUAAUACCAUGACUUACGUGUGGCUGUUUAACAGCUGCUGCGAUCAUUUUUUUCUUGAAUAAAAUGAUUUAAUGUGUAAA
Messenger RNA from Haliotis rufescens (red abalone), 4429 nucleotides. RefSeq names its product paired box protein Pax-6-like. Lineage: Eukaryota; Metazoa; Mollusca; Gastropoda; Lepetellida; Haliotidae. Gene Ontology annotation, molecular function: DNA-binding transcription factor activity, RNA polymerase II-specific; RNA polymerase II cis-regulatory region sequence-specific DNA binding. The record is from RefSeq and is a predicted model, not a curated record. The transcript is spliced from 11 exons. Gene Ontology annotation, biological process: anatomical structure development; regulation of transcription by RNA polymerase II. Bases 545 to 1954 code for a protein of 469 amino acids.